Messenger RNA from Salvelinus sp. IW2-2015, 927 nucleotides. RefSeq names its product linkage group 2 C2orf76 homolog (gene lg2h2orf76). The record is from RefSeq and is a predicted model, not a curated record. Lineage: Eukaryota; Metazoa; Chordata; Actinopteri; Salmoniformes; Salmonidae. The transcript has 5 exons. Bases 224 to 604 code for a protein of 126 amino acids.
UGCUCUUGUCUUGCGGAAGGUCCGUCAUCCCGGAAGCGCGUGUGUUUAUUUGUUGAAACGUUAUUAAGAACAGACAAAUCUUUACUAGUAUCUAGCGAUAAAGGUUCAGCUCGGGUUCUAAAUUAGUAUGAGCGUCAAUAUAUGCUUAAAGGGCUGCAGUGUCGACAUUUGCUUUGCUAGCUAGAAGUAAACAGUCACCUAACGUUAGCUUGCCAGCUACAGUAUGUCCAGCGAGGCAGUCCUAACUGUACGGUUGGUAAGGUCUUUUGAGCACCGAAAUUUCAAGCCAGUUGUAUUUAGUGGCGUGAAUUUAGAUCAAAUGGUCCAGGAAUUUAUCCAGUUUGUGAAAAAUGAAGUUAGCAUGAGAGCCGGUCUACCACCCCCCUUCAAGAAUUUUGGCUAUGACACAAUGAAGAUCAUCCACCAGGCACAUGGAGCAAAGACAAAUGAGUUGGUGAUGAGUUUGGAGGAUGAUGACAAGCUUAUUCUGCAAGAUGGACUAACCCUAAGAGCUGCGGGCAUUGCAAAUGAAACAGAAUUGGCCUUCUUCAGGAAAGAGGAUUAUAAGCUCUUUAAAGCCAACCCCCAACCGGCCUGGUGGUAAGGGUGUUUACUGGCCUUCAUCCCCCACUUCACCACGGAAGAGGAUUCUGAUCUGACAUGGAGGAUACACAUGGAUGGAAGAUUGAGGGGGUGACAUGUGCCUUCAGACCUAAGUUCGAGUAUUUUAAUUUAACAUGCCAUAUAUAUAAAACAUGUUUUUGCCUCUUUUAUACAUCUCCACUGAAAUGCACUUAUCAUUUAUCUGGUGGUGUUGAAUAUGAUUAUGGUUGUGCAUUGAUUUUCUUUGUACUUAUUAGUUUCCUGUAAGGCCUGUUUUAUUACUGCAAAUGUGAUUCCAAAUUAAAUCACUGGUUUGAAAAGAUG